AAGUUCAUGUUAUCAUCCAAGAAAGUACCCACCCAGCGACAAAGGCGAAGACAAAAAAAGUUGACCUGUUUUAAACCCAUGUCUUCGCACGGGACGCGUUAUCCGGCGCUUUCGGAUGGAUUUGGGACUUAAAUUUUGAAAUCCAUUUGUGAUCCGAUCGGUGUUUUGAUACUGAUACAAGAGCCAAUCAAGGAUUGAAAUUGCACUGUGCAAUGGUUGUCCCGCCUACCAAACGCACCCUCAGAUUCUGAAGUGCAUAAAUAGCGAGUGGUUAGUUCUGAGCGUUUGUGGACAUCUCCUUCCGGCGGAGUUGUGAAAUUAAUUAAUUAGUAAGGUGGAUGAGAUGGGAAAGAAUAAGGAAACAAAGAAAGAUUUAAAGAAGAAAGAAAAAGAGGCGGAACAGUAUAUGGUGAAGAAUGGAGGCAUGGUAUUGGAGGAGCUGAUAUGUACAGGGAAUGGUAGAUAUAAUCCAAUUCGUAACUUCUCUGCCAAACAAAUCCUUGAAGCCACAAACAACUUUCACUCACCUUGUUUUACAUCUCAAGAUUACUGGUUCAGAGCUUCUUUAAACAACCGCGCAGUUUUAAUCAGGAAGUGUGAUGGUCCAGGUCAAGAGGCAUGUCGAGACAUAGCAAUAUCAUCACAAAUGAGCAGCCACAGUCGAGUUCUGAAACUAUUGGGUUGCUGCCUGGAGUUUCCUGCUCCAGUCGUGGUUUAUGAAGACGCUGAGAAUGGACCUCUCAACAGAGACGGAGGCAUUAAUAUUAAUGGCUCGUCAAUUCCACUACCAUGGAAGACGAGGCUGAGAAUUGCAAAGGACACUGCUAAUGCACUUACUUAUCUCCACUCUGCAUUUUCCAGGCCUAUCAUCCAUCUGAAUAUCAAACCUUCAAAGGUGCUGUUAGAUAAGGAUUUUGUUCCCAAACUCUGGGAUUUCUCUUGCUCCGUAUCCAUUCCCGAGGGUAAAACAUGUGUGGGUGUUUCAUCGUUGUUAGGGACAUUUGGAUUCAUUGACCCUCAUUACAUGACUACAUUUUCUGUAACAGAGCGAACCGAUGUCUAUAGUUUUGGAGUAUUUCUACUAGUCCUCCUAACUGGAAGACCGGCUGUACAUUAUGAUAGUGGACAUCAAAUGGUACACUUGGUUGCAGAGAAACCGUGGAAUGAAAUAGUAGAUUCUAAAAUAUUGGAAGAAGGAGUAACUACUGAAAAGCAGCAGAAACUGCAAGAUUUUCUAAAUUUGGCACUGAAAUGCACUCAACCAAGGCUCGAAGAUAGGCCAAUGAUGAUUGAUGUGGCAAAGGAACUUGUCCGGAUUCACAGCUCUACCCCAACUCCUUAGCACCUUAACCUUUUAUUAUGUCUCACCUGCAUAUAUAUGUGCAUAUUAUAUGAACUCAUCUAUAUCUCUAUAUCUUAUGCAUAUCAAGCCUUCAAUUAUCAAAGCAAUUCGUUCCUCGUGCUGAUUUGUAUAUAAAACUAUAUAUUUUAAUUUGCUCAUUUUCGUAUUUUAGCUCUA
Messenger RNA from Ziziphus jujuba (common jujube), 1519 nucleotides. RefSeq names its product serine/threonine-protein kinase ZRK1. NCBI's taxonomy places the organism in Eukaryota, Viridiplantae, Streptophyta, Magnoliopsida, Rosales, Rhamnaceae. The transcript has 2 exons. The record is from RefSeq and is a predicted model, not a curated record. Gene Ontology annotation, biological process: protein phosphorylation; cell surface receptor signaling pathway. The coding region runs from base 344 to 1342 and encodes 332 amino acids. Gene Ontology annotation, molecular function: protein serine/threonine kinase activity; ATP binding. Gene Ontology annotation, cellular component: plasma membrane.